Messenger RNA from Trichophyton verrucosum HKI 0517, 861 nucleotides. RefSeq lists its product as uncharacterized. Bases 1 to 861 code for a protein of 286 amino acids. The record is from RefSeq and is a predicted model, not a curated record. Gene Ontology annotation, cellular component: ribosome. Gene Ontology annotation, molecular function: structural constituent of ribosome. The transcript has 3 exons. Lineage: Eukaryota; Fungi; Ascomycota; Eurotiomycetes; Onygenales; Arthrodermataceae. Gene Ontology annotation, biological process: translation.
AUGUCGCUCGUCAAUCUCGCACACGUCUGUUCACAUCUUUCAAAUGCCAGCAAGGCUCGACUGGCUCUAACGUCCAUCCCGAAUUCGAAUCUUCAUCUUGCGCUCUCCAAUGCCCUUGUCGAGGCCGGGUUCUUGUCAUCUGUCGUUCGAGGAGGACCAACACCACCACCGCAGCACAUGUUGCUGAAUAUACCUGCAGUCAAUGACGAAUUAGAACCAAUCGAACCAGUGACCCAAGCCAAUAUUGCGUCAAGAAGACUAUGGCUGGGCCUCAAGUACUGGCAGAGCCAGCCAGUGCUCUCCAAACUAUCAAUGGUCAGCAAGCCUACUCGCCGGAUAUACGUGGAUACAGAAGCAUUGCGGGACAUUGUCAGAGGGUCAAAGAGCCGCACAAUCGCUGGGUUGAGGAACCCUGGUGAAUGUUUGUUCCUGAGCACAGAUUGUGGGAUUCUAGAGUCACGGCAAUCACUUGAUCCGCCCUUUCAGUUGAAUGUACUAUUAUCUCUCUCUCUCUCUCUCAAACUGCGCCAUGUCUUAAUUGUCUUCAGGGAAAGCUACAAUGCACUAACCCCAGUUGGUAAGAACACCAAGAGUCAUAAGACACUCUGGCCUGACUUUCUCUUCUUACCUGCCGAAAUGCCCAUUCUUUUACUCCGUAUCCCCGUUUUUAUGUAUCUAGCAGCUUCUGCCAAUGGCAUUUUUAUCGAGUUUAUCUUGGCUGCUGAUUGGCUGAUUUUUCUCCUCCACCCUGAAAGCCAAAAAUAUGCUCGCGAACCGGCGAGGCAAAAAGGGAAAGCUCGCUCACCCCCAAGCUCGGCGCAAGUCAAGGUGAAUGCAUUAUCUCGAUUGCAACGGAGAUAA